GCGCGGGGCGACGGGCGGGCUGCGCGGCCAUUGACGCGCUUCGUCUCCUUGAGGACACACCGGGCUCGUCCUUCCUCCUCGCGGCUCCGUCUCCUCGUCCCUCGCGCGCCGCCGUCAUGGUUUCACACUCGCUCGCGCUGCCGAUGAUCUGCUUCACCGCCCUGUGGGCGCUCGUGGGCGUCGUGGCUCCCUUCCUGGUGCCCAAAGGACCCAACCGGGGGGUGAUCGUCACCAGCCUCAUCCUCACCGCGGUCUGCUGCUACCUGUUCUGGCUGGUGGCCAUCUUGGCGCAGGCCAACCCUCUGUUCGGCCCGCAGCUGAAGAACGAGACCAUCUGGUACCUGCGUUACUUCUGGGAGUGAAGCAGGACCAUGUGACGUGAUGCCUCUCCAUCAUUCCGUUUCUCGAUUUUUAUUUCAACAUAACGCCCCAUUUAACACACACACAAAGACACACGCGCACACACACACACACACACCUGAAGAGUUACUUUUUAUUUUCCGCCUUUGUAAGUAUCGACAUUAAGGAUUAAGAAUCAUUCUUUGCUGAUCGAACGUAGUUCGGAGUCACAACUAAACAGCUGUGUUCCUGUUCUAAUGAUGAAACCGUGACGUCGUCCUUUAGCUGUAGAUGUUCCUCCUUCUGAAACGUGCAAUCUGUAGGAGCUUAACUUAUUUACGUUUAUCUGUUUGGGCUGUUUUCGUGUGUCCCUGCCGUCAGGGAACGUGAACUAUUUGUAGUAUUUGUAUUUAUUGGCCGCUGUGCGGUGACGUCAGUGAUGACCUCGCCGUCCGAGCCGCCCUGUUGUGUAGCCGUGGUUAUCUGUGACGUAAUGUGUGUGUGUGUGUGUGUGUGUGUGUGUGUGUGGCCACGAGAAUCUCCCUUCCCCUCCAGCAUGAAGCUCCUCCCACAUUCCCUCCGCACGCCGCCGAGGCUCUCGUUGCCAUGGUGAUCUCGUUGCACCAUUCAGUCCCUCUCUCGACCCCUUUUGGUGGAAAUGGAAGAUUAUUUUAUUUUAUUUUUCACUAUCAGAAGCCUUCGGAACAGUAAUCAAUAUUUAAACUUCAUUACUUCACAUUAAAGUAAUUUCUGCUUCUCAAA
Molecule: messenger RNA, 1101 nt
Organism: Gasterosteus aculeatus aculeatus (three-spined stickleback)
Lineage: Eukaryota; Metazoa; Chordata; Actinopteri; Perciformes; Gasterosteidae
Source: RefSeq, a predicted model, not a curated record